CCGAUCUCUUCAACUUCUUUGACAGCGAAUAACGCAUAUCCAGCCGCGUGCUCGAAAAGCACGUGCAACAGCACCUGAGAAGAGAAAAACACCAUAAAUCACCUAUUUUACAACAAAAAGGACAAAGUCUCAAAUGCUUAUAUCUCUGUUAAUAACCACUAAAACAAUCAAUAGUGUGAAUUAUCUGCUGGUGCUUUAGAUCAACAACGAGCGCGUGAACCGUGCCCACGUGGUGGCACAAUUAAGCUUUGAUAAAAGUUUACAUAUUUCAUAGAUUAUCGUUACAUAAGAAUCGCAGAUAACAACUGUCGUUAAUAAACUACUUGAGUUUAGAUUUUAUUGUUGUAGAGAUUCAGACUGAAGAGACGCAGAUUAGCAUGGGUUAGCAGACGCACCACGUGUUCUUCACAUGGAUCAAAUUCUUCACGAGUAUUACCUUUGAAAACGGAUAAACAUCGCACACCACUGCGGAGAUAAACAGACAAUCGGAUCCAAAAACACAAACACGAGCGUGGGGGAGUUUAUGGAAAUAUAUGUCAAGAAACACCUCAGUGUGAUCCAAGAGUUUCUAUAAAGCCUGACUGCUUCCAGACCACUGACAGAAAAACACACACAGACCUUGCUACGGCCACAACCUGCAUGCUGCAAGUUCAUGUCAACAAUGCGAGGAGCAGUGACAGUAUGUUUGGGGCUUGUGUGUAUUAUUGCCCUGCUGGCUGAACAAGCAGAGGGUCACAUCACAUUUUUCAGCCUCAAGGAGAUGAGAGAGCUCAGGGAGAAGGAAAGCAAAAAGGAUGCUGAUCUACGGGCAGAGAGCAGUUUGAUUGAUGAAGUAUCUCCAGAAGAUGCUGGAGGAGAGACAGUGGUAAGGAUUCAUGGUCAAAAUGUUGAAACUGGAUUGAAACUCAAUGCCCAAAAGAGCCAGAUUGGGUCUGCUUUCAGUAAGAUGCUGCAGAUCAUCUUAGAGGAAGCAAAGACCGAGAAAUAAUUAAGGCAUUUUAUCCACAUUGAACGACAAUUGCAGCCUGACGAUUUGCCACGAUUGCAAGCACAAAUGUUUUAAUUACUAAUGCAAAGACAAUCGCAAUAAAAUGAAAUUGCAUGCA
Misgurnus anguillicaudatus (oriental weatherfish) is the source of this 1106-nucleotide messenger RNA. It is a transcript of the gene mlnl, whose product is annotated as motilin-like. The record is from RefSeq and is a predicted model, not a curated record. Lineage: Eukaryota; Metazoa; Chordata; Actinopteri; Cypriniformes; Cobitidae.